UGAUGUUGUUUUAUUUUUUUAAAUGAAAGAACACUUAUUGCGGCAUAACAAUAAUAGUUAGACAUAUGCUGUCGCGACACUUUUUUUAAAUAAUAAUGUGUUCUACAAAGUCGUAAUACAUUAUUUUAUUCUAUCAUCAAUAGUUUUCGCAGAGCGCGCGAUGUAAAGAAUAUUUGAGGUAAUUUUUUUACACCUUGGGUUACAUUAUUGGAGUUUUAGUAAGGAUCCCUAAUUUUUUUCAAAAAAGAUUAUAGCCUAUGUCACUCGGGAAUAGUGUAGCUUCCAAACAGUGAAACAAUUUUUCAAACCGGUUCAGAAGUUUCGGAGCCUAUUCAAUACAAACAAACAAGCAAAUCUUUCCUCUUAAUAUUAUUAAGUAUAGAAGUAUAGAUAGUAUAGAUGAAAGAAACCGAUAGAAGGAGGAAAGACGGACAAAAUAAUGAUUUAUUUCUUAUAAGAACCAUUGUUGUGGUUUAUUAUAUUUUAUUGAUUAUAUAAAACCGGUUUUUGAUCGGUGUUUUUUUUUGUUUGUCACACGCGUAUAUUUAAGAGUCAGUUGUUACCCAAGGUCUUUGUAAUAUUAAAUCUCACAGCAGCUUGAAAUGUCAAUGUAAAUGUCACGGAGAUCGAUAUCCACUACCCGUCAGGCGGACGGCCGUGUUAAGGUAGUAAAGAUUAAGAAACUGUAGAACCAUCGAAUCAUCGUCGCUGGCCGGCGGAUAAUGUCCCGGAGCAUCGCCCGCGCACGACUCGACGCGCGGCGCGACCAGCUCCGUGCCCAUUGUUUGUUCCCACUGCGCAACCACCACCCCACCACACCACCACGCACCAGGGCGCACUUAUGACCCAGAUACUAACGAAUGAGAUGACGUAACGUGACCCCGCCCCCUGACGCGCCGCUCCGCCCGCGCCCCGCCGCCCCUCGCUUGUUUUGUUAUCACAUUUAUUAAUGAGUGGUUCCAUAGCUGAUUCUGUCCACAGACGCUCGGUCGGAGGCGUACAUUACUUGAUGAGUACUUCCAAAGUUUAUUCCCUCCCGCCGCUGCCGUACCGCGCCGCACGUCGACUGCGCAUGCGACCUUGUUUGUUGUUUGUAGUGUCGUUACAAAGCAGUGUGGUUUCCCAGCUGACCGCGUCACCGCGGCACCGGCCCGCUUUCCCGACGGAGGGAAAGCGGGCUAGUGACGAGCGGUGAGCUGUGAGUGACGGUGUACAUUGUAGAAACCGUGUAUUUAGGGGUCCGUGACCGCAUGCGACAAAGAUACAAGUUCAAACAUUACUUUAAAAAUUACAUUGAGUUAGAGAUAGUCGUGACCACGGCAGGCGACGGCUGAUUGUACACAGUAUGUGUAUUAUCUAUGCUGCCAGCGCUCAGCAGCGUGUUGAAGUAACGGUCGUGGCGAGGAGGACGGGGGGGAGGGGGCUCGAGGAGGGCGGAGGAGCCAGUGAACGUCCGUGACUCAGCGCGGAGACUUGUGCCGCCACGCGAAUCGUUUUCCUUAUAAUAUUCUUAGAACUUGUUUUUGCUUAAAAAUAAUGCAAAAAUCGCGACAAUAGUGAUAACGUCAUCGAUAGUAGUGUCGAGUUCCUGUGCCUGCUGUGAGUGCUGUGGGUGCUGUGGGUGGUGUAGGUGCUGAGUGCGAGGAUGCGCCUGCUGCUGAUGGCGCUGUGUGCGUGGUGGCUGCGUCCCGGUGUGCAGGCAGCGCGGCCCGCGUGCGGCCGGGCCCGGGACUGCGUCGCGGGACACCAUCUCAACGAUGAGUUCUUCUUCACUGUGCACGGUCAGAACCUAGUGAUAAACUUCUCGGAGGCUCAGUAUGUGGAGCUGGAGUGUCCCGAGGGCGUGGCGCUGGGCGGUGCGGGGAUGCCGUCGUUCGACGGCGGCGCGCGCGUCCUCAACGUGACGCUUCGAAGGUGCAGCAUCGGAGCCGACUCGCUGGCGGACGCUCUCGGAGCCCUCAACAUCUCCGUCCUCGAGCGCCUGUCCCUCAAGGACACGCCGCCCGGCUCGCUCUCCGCGCUGCACCUGCGGGGCCUCGAGCACCUCUUGCGACUUGACCUCGAAGGGACCAGAGGCAUGCCUCUCAGGGUCGAGGCUGGUGCUUUGCUGCCUCUCGUCAACUUGCGUAUGCUGCAGCUCAACCGCGUGCAGAUGGCGUCCCUACAAUUUCCGCCAACGUUGCAUUCGCUCCAGCUUUGGUUUGUCGGUGAGACGCGAUUAGAUCUAAGCGGUCUCGAUCAGCUGCGAGCCCUCGUGGUGCACGAAAAGGAAUCAGUGACGGUGAGCGCGUUGACGGCUGGCUCGUUGGAGAGCGUGGUGCUAGACGCGAGGAGGGUGUCGUUUCCGGCGGCGUCCAGGCCGCGCUCGAUUCGACGUCUCGUGCUCGUGAACUGGAACGAGACGGACCUCUCCGCGCGGUGUGACGACGUGGAGCUGCUGCAGCUGCGAGGCUGGGUCGGCGAGGAGCCGGCUCCCCCCCGUAGAUGGUUAUCGCACUGUAAAAAGUUGCGCGAGUUUCGAAUGAGCUUCGCUCGUCAGAAGUCUGUGACUCCCGGUCUGCUGGACGGCGCAGAAAAUCUCGAAGAUCUAGGUCUCACUUCCUGCCAGAUUGACACAUUACCUGUUGAUCUCUUUAAGGAGAAUAGAAAUCUGCGGAUCAUUGAUUUAUCCCACAACAAACUACAAACAUUACCAAGUGGCUUAUUUUCGAACUUACGGAACCUGAAAGAACUCAAUCUAUCCAACAACAAGCUGCAGGCGGCGGCUGUGGGGACUCUGGGCUCGCUAGUCUCCCUACAGGAUCUCAAUCUUUCCCACAACCCGCCUCUACUUGAUCUCUGCUCCGGUGGUUCUGAUGCGUUCAUCGUCUCUGUCUCCUCCCUCGCAGGCACUUCCCCGCUAAAAGCGCUGACGGAGUUGGAAGAGCUCAGACUGGGUCACACGGGUGUGUCUCACGUGUGCAGCGACUGGCGAACCUCCAUGAAGCAACUCCGUCUUCUCGAUCUCUCCUACACAAACAUCACCUCCCUGUCGUACCUGGAUUUCCACUACGAGCACUCUGGAUCCAAAGAGCUGACCGUGAACUUCAACGGCACGCCCGUCACCGAGCUCACCGUCGACGCGGGGAACUACAAGUCUGUGAUCGCCGACCUGGCAUCUGCAUCGGUCAAGAUAAUAUUGAGAGCAACUUUACCGUGCGACUGCUCGGACUACUGGACGGCACUGGCGUUCGGGGACCUCAGCACUCAAGCACAAGAUUCCGUAGAGCUCCUGUGUAGGGAGGAGGAGCGUGGUUCACUAGCGGAUGCGUUGGAACGGGAAUCUCUGGAGUGUGCGGAAUCGAGCCUGUGUGAGGACCAGGAGGGCUGCACUUGCUCCGUACGCCUUGACCUCUCGCUUGGUGUGGUGGCGACCGCGUCAUGUGAGGGCGCGGGUCUGGACGAAAUGCCAUCGCGUCUGAAGUUCAAAGAGGCUCCCGUGUGGCGCUUAAUGCUCGCCCACAACCACAUCCAGACCGUUCGGCUUCAGGAUCUGCCCGACACGAUAUUGGAGUUGGACCUGAGAAACAACUCUCUGCAUAGAUUGGACGGCCCGACUGCUUCGAAGUUAUCAACUGUCCCUCUGUGGAUCGCCAACAAUUCGCUGGACUGCACAUGUUACGGGUACGACUUGGUGACGAAGCUAGGACCUCAUGUGCGCGACAUGGAGCAAGCAACGUGCGACGACGGGACUUCUCUUAAAGAAGCACAGAAUGGGGAUCCCAGCGAAUGUAGUUCAGCAUUGGUCGUCGCCACGUCAUUGAUCAGCGCGCUGGCUUUGUUGGCAGUGAUGGUCGCAGUUACAGCCGGCUGCGUGAUGCGACCCGAGAUGCGGCUUAGAAUCAAGGUGCUGCUGCUGCGACUGGGCUGGUUGCCACGGCGGCCGGAGCCGGACGACGGGCGUCGGUUCGAUGCAUUCGUGUCGUACGCGCACGAGGACGAGGCGGUGGUGGAAGAGCUCGUGAAGCGGCUCGAAGUGGGGCACGGGUACCGGCUGUGCCUGCACUACCGCGACUGGGCGCCGGGCGAGUGGAUCCACGUGCAGAUCGCGGCCUCGGUGCAAGCGUCGCGCCGCACCCUUAUCGUAGUCUCCCGGCACUUUCUGCGCUCCAAGUGGGCGCGCCAAGAGUUCCGUCAGGCACACGCGGCCGCGCUGCGUGACAUCAUACCGCGCCUCGUGCUGCUGUUCCUCGAGCCGCCGCACCGCUUGCCUCUCGACGCCGAGCUGCGCUCCUACAUUAGGAUCAACACCUACGUGCUCUGGACCGACCCCUGGUUCUGGCACAAACUAAAGCUAGCCCUGCCGCCCCCGCGCCUCCUCCCCACCCCGCUCGAGGAUGUCUCCGUUAAUAAGGCGGAGAGCUCCCCUCUCCACGGGGGGCAGGACACCAAGCCCUGCUCGCCCGAAGCCGAGACGGACACGUAGCGGCACGCCCGCAGAGUUCGUGACGGGGUUUGACUGCUCGUUGGAGCGCCUCAUUGUACUGAACCACAUGAUGUGCCAAUACCGUUCCACGCUAUGAAGAGAGUGCUUAAUGUGCCAAGUUUCGUUUUAUUUAACGGUCAUAAAAUAAUGCUGAUUAGAGUUAGAUGUAUACCUAUAUUUGCGUAUAGUGAAGGCAGUUACUUAGUUAAGAUUUUGAUCCUAAGUAACCUUGUUUCUGGUUGCAAUAUUGCGCAAUCGCUCAUCCUACUGCUCCUGGGUUAUACCGCGGGCGAGGCUCGGACACAUUUGGUCGAAGAGAGCAUGUUGCUAGUGAAGACCACAUACCACGGGUCCCCGGGGCACGGGCACUUCACCCAAAAGUCCAAAAGCAUUGUAAGGCUGAUUCUUGUACGAUUUUGCAGAAGUAGUUUGAUGACAUAUCCUGACGUGAUGCCGCUCGCAAGCGCCGCGUACGGAUGGGUUGCGGUGUAGGGUCACGGAGUUAUUGUAGUAAAUCGUCACUCGCGUAAAAGCCGAGGUUGACCGAAGCUACCCACGUACUAUUCCGCCGUACGCUCCGCGUCGUGAACAGCAGUGAGGACUCGACUGGCCUUCGUCCGACCGGCGUCGGCGCGCCAGUCACCGCUGCCGGGAGGCAGCUGACUACAAUAUUAUAUGGCUUGUAACAUAUUAUAAUAAUAUGACAAUGUAGUAAUGUAAAUAGUACAUACCUACACCAAAGCCGAUUUCGAUUUCAAUAAAUGAUGUUAUGUGAUACGUAUGAGUGUGUAAUCUAGCCAGUAUUACUGUAGUGUACUUAGAUGUAAGGAGAGUACUAGUCGAGCUGCUGGUGCUGGGGCUAGUCGUCCCUCGCUUCUUAACGGGAUGUGGCUCAAAUAUCCUAUUGUUUGUACUUUAAUAAAUGUUAUGUUCUAA
Molecule: messenger RNA, 5401 nt
Organism: Bombyx mori (domestic silkworm)
Lineage: Eukaryota; Metazoa; Arthropoda; Insecta; Lepidoptera; Bombycidae
Product: protein toll
Exons: 7
Coding region: 1646-4465 (939 amino acids)
Biological process (GO): toll-like receptor signaling pathway; inflammatory response; immune response
Cellular component (GO): plasma membrane
Molecular function (GO): transmembrane signaling receptor activity; protein binding
Source: RefSeq, a predicted model, not a curated record